Molecule: messenger RNA, 1057 nt
Organism: Daldinia loculata
Lineage: Eukaryota; Fungi; Ascomycota; Sordariomycetes; Xylariales; Hypoxylaceae
Exons: 2
Source: RefSeq, a predicted model, not a curated record
GGUCCAUUUAUUCAAUAUUCAAUAUUCAAUAUUCAACGCCACUAACAACAAUUAUUCACCUGCAAUAGUCCAAGAUGUAUUCUCGCGACGAGACUGUUAACGCCAUCCUACGGCUCUAUCAGGAAGUUAUCCGCCACCCAUGUUUAAACGAUAGCACACUCGUUAUACCCCCUCCAAACGGUUGGCGUUCUGUUAAUAUUCAAGGAAAAACUAAAACUGUCCUUGAUCUACUCCGUAAUCUCCCAUAUCUCCGCCCAGAGAAGCCGUACGAACGACUCCUUAUUUACUGGGAAACGAUUCCUAUAUGUUAUACGGACGAACAAAGCUACCCUGAAAUCUACCCUCUCCCAGCUCACUGUGUUUACCUUGCUCGUAGCGUCGACCGAGAGGGCACGUCUUUGAUUCUCGACACUAACGAAGGUACCAUAACUGAGUUCUGUCACACCGGGUCCUACAUUACAGUGCCUGAAAAAGAAUACGAAGCGCUAUCUGAAGAAGAUAAAUGGAAAGCCCAUCGCACGUCGCCUAUCAAAUCUUUUUUAGACGCUUGGACGCGACGAUACGAGAAACUAGUAUGGAUGCUAAUACCAAACCCAAUUGGCCAGCCAACCACGGGGAGGUUCUAUAGCCGCGCUGAUACAAACGCUGAGCAAGAUGAACUGACCCUCGAAGAGCAAUUGAAGCCGUGGCAUCUUCAAGAUGACGCCAACCACUCGUAUUUUGAGAACGAGCUUGAUAGGGCCCAGUACGAAGCGCAGAAAAGUAUGAGAAAGCAUGUAGCAGAUGUGUAUAAUACGUAUCUUCGCUACGGAUGGCCUGAUCACUUUGACAAAGAUCGGUGUCGUGGCGAAUUGCUACAAUUGGAGGAGUCGAAAGACGCGGAAGACAGACAAAAAAUGGACGAAAUAAAUCCAGAUGCACAACUUUUUGAUUGAAGGAUCAUAGCUUAGGCUUGGGAAUUCGUAAAGCUAACUGCCUCAUUACAGGAAGCAGAUGUACACGGAACAAAAAUCUCCUUAUAUUAGGUAAACUUUAUAUAACUCCAUUAGCUAGGAAA